AUGCUUGUCCCAAUGCUAAAAGAUGCUACCCAAACCAAGUCUCUGAGAUCCGGUGGCGGUGGCUUUGGCGGUGGUUCACUUGGCACCUUUGCCGAACGUGCAGUCAUCAACGAUAUUAAGGGCAAGCAGCUCGGUUUCGGCCAGAAGCCCGAUUACAUCACAGUGAAGGGAACGGUGAGUUUCAUUAAGCACGACACUGGUAUGUACUACCAGGCGUGCCCAAAAUGCCAGAAGAAGGUUGUGGCUGACGUGGCACAAAACUACACGUGUGAGAAAUGCCAAACUUCCUACAACACUUGCGAGAACCGCUAUAUUCUUUCGGUCAUGAUGCUGGACCACACAGGCAGCACAUGGACGACGUGCUUCAAUGACCAAGCUAAGGUGGUGAUGAACGGCCGUACCGCCGAUGAGAUCGGUGAACUUCGUGACACGAACCUGGCACGGUUUGAGUCGACUUUCAAGGAAGCGCUGUUCAAGCAAUACGUAUGCCGACUUCGUGUGAAAGCUGAAAAUGUACAAGAGGAACUUCGAGUCAAGGCGGGUGUUGUGAGCCUGGAGCCUCUCAACUUCAUGCCAGAGUUACUGUUGCUUUCAGCAAAAUUUCAAUGCUCAAAGAGAAUAAACGUCGUGAACGAGGUUGCCGACGAAAACAAGAAUGUACAGUUUGGUCUAGGUGUCAAGAUCCGUGCUGACCGCCCGGGCGCCAGAUACUAUCGCUUCUGUCUGCAAGUUAAAUACACAUUAUCCAGAACAAAAGUCGUUGUGCUUGAGCCCAAGUCUAGGAAGGGGAGGUACAUUAUCGCUGUGACGAUGCUGGAUCAGCCGACAGCAGUGCCAGUGCACGCGCAGACGCACACCCGACGCCGCGAUCGAGACAGCGACACGGACAGUACUGGGUCUGAAGAAACUAACCCUGUGCGACUGAGCAAGGCUCGCAUCGUCCGUGUACACCGCGCUAUAAACGAUUACAUGCAGGACAUGAUCAAGGAAGGGCUACUCGUUACUAUUUUGAAGUACGUCGAGCAAGGCAUACCUGUGCACGUUACUGGAUACAGCAUGGGAGGGAUGCUUGGCCAGAUUAUGAUGUUGUAUUUGGGCGAUCAUGCGCGGAUGAAUGGCUGGGACGCAAGCAAGAUUAAUUUCGUAGGCUUUGGCUGUCCCCGUGUGGGUGACAUUGGUUUCGCUGCUCGGCUGCGCGUACUCUUCGACCCGCAGCAAUUGCUAAUCAUUAUGCACCCAUCCGACACAGUGCAUGCCUUUCCGCCCACAGCUGAGGGAUACGCGGACGCUUGCAUCAAGAUCUUUCUCCGCGAGCACGGGAUGGGUGUUGGUCGACGCACACCGGGGCAUUUCUCGCUUCUUCCUGUCACAAAAUCUAUCGAUCGCGCUUUCGAGCAUGCACACAAGGCCCGCGCACACGACAAGACAAACAAACCUGCGUGCUCGUUUUGUCAAAACAAGUCACAUGUUGCAGCUCAGCACAGGUGUCGCUACUGUAUCGAACGUGGAUCACACCGUGGUGCUGACUACCCAAACCGCAACAAACCAUGCCGAUUGUGCGGCAAUGGCAAUCAUUGCACGGGCGGACACAAGUGCCGCGUUUGCCAGCAGUACGGUCACCGUGGACGUGAGUGUCACGCGCAACGCGAUGUGGGUUUUGCUGAGUUGCUCACCUAUUUUCGCUACCAUCACUUCCUGUACUACAACGCGAAUCUCAAAAAGUCUGUUGAGUUUACGUCGUGA
Peronospora farinosa is the source of this 1743-nucleotide messenger RNA. The record is from the annotation of a GenBank genome assembly. Lineage: Eukaryota; Oomycota; Peronosporomycetes; Peronosporales; Peronosporaceae.